Molecule: messenger RNA, 558 nt
Organism: Heterobilharzia americana
Lineage: Eukaryota; Metazoa; Platyhelminthes; Trematoda; Strigeidida; Schistosomatidae
Source: the annotation of a GenBank genome assembly
AUGUCCUUAUUUCCAAAUCUUAUGUACGUUGUUAGGAAACAUGUCUUAUCUGAAGACGUGUUGGAAAGGAGAUUUCUACCAGAUGGGAAGUUGUAUACUAAACGGUUAGUAAUUAAGAUCUCGAAAAUAAUUCCAAAAUUCAUGCUGAGAUUUAUCCCAAAAGGCCAGGUUCCAGUUGUUGAGGAGUCUAUCAUUGAUGUUAAGGCCAAACGAAUAGAUGGGGUUUCGGAAAACUUUGGUUCUAGUAAAAAAUACUUGUCUGUCAAAGAGUAUUGUUCAUUGGUGCCAUCAGAAGAUGAUCAUUCUGCAACACAGUUUGCAAGAAUACUUAUACCGGGAUUUAGCUUAAAAGGUUUUUUACGCUCAGCUGUUAUGAAAGCAGCUCACUCUUACUACAACUCCUCAUCUAAAGAUACAUAUAUGGGAUACAUGCAUAUCUGUAAAAUGUACAGUAACACUUGCCAUUCCCAAAAAUCAAAUCUGCAAGCAAACGAUGUACCUAGAAGUUCAGUACGGGCUGGUGGUACGCGUGAAUUCACUUCAUCCAAACUACCUUAG